UUUCAGCUCAUUAAGUCAAUCAGAAAGUGGACAGAUCGCCGGUCGCUCUCCUACAAACAAGUCAUUGUAAUACAGGUGCAUUACAGUGUCACUUUAGCACACCCAGUAAAGUCAACAUGAAAACUUUACAUGUUCUUCCACAGUCGUAGAGAGGAGCUCAUGGUUCGUAGAGACACCUGCCACAGACGGAGAAACGCAAGGACAGAGAGAAGAUGAUCAGGAUCCUUCUGUUUCUCAGCCUGGCGUCCUCUGUCUGGACGUUUGUUUUGAAAAGGACUCCGACUGUCUUUGAGGCCAAAGAGGACGACAACAUCACCAUCAGCCUGGACAGUCAGCUCCAAGCUGACGUGUCUCUGGCUGACAUGAUGUGUGUUUUCCACUCAGACGCCACUAAGAUUUUGUUUAAAAUGAUCAGAGGAGUGGAGGACUCUGAGUCUCAGGAUGAGCAGUUUGCAGGACGAGUUCAGACUGACAGAGACGCUCUGAGAGGAGGACGAAUCAGACUUCAUCUGUCCAGAGUCACAGCUGAAGACUCUGGAAGCUACAGGUGUGACGUGUCUGCUGACUACGACAACAGCCUGAAGAGAUGGAGGCUCGAGACAAAUGAAAACUUUGUUUUGAGUGUGGGUCGAACCUCUGAUGGAGACAGCACUUAUGUCUCACUCAAACCUCUGAUAUUUGGACCACCAAAAGGUUUUGCGUCUCUGCACAUGAUUGUGAGAAAAAUAAAGGUGGACAAAAAGAAACCUUUGAUUGCAGGUGAUACUGAAGGUCCAAAGCCAGCAGAAGAAAGGCCAUGUCAUGAAAAAAUCUCAUUAUUUGUUCUGAUGGCAUUUUUAAAUGUGGCAACUGCAGGAGUUGUACUACUUUUCAUAAGAGGUCUUUGUAACCUGUUAUGAUGGCAAGAUCAACACCACAUGGAAACGUCCGCACUGUGUCUGUAAUAAAACGACUUAAAUCAA
Messenger RNA from Oreochromis aureus, 962 nucleotides. RefSeq lists its product as uncharacterized. The record is from RefSeq and is a predicted model, not a curated record. The coding region runs from base 213 to 899 and encodes 228 amino acids. The transcript is spliced from 8 exons. NCBI's taxonomy places the organism in Eukaryota, Metazoa, Chordata, Actinopteri, Cichliformes, Cichlidae.